AGGACGAAGAAGAUCGCUGAUUAAAGCAGUGGGCAGCUUUGUUUAUUGUUGCAGAUGGAUGAAGAUAUUAUCGGGACCUCAAAUUCGACUAUUGUUAACAGCUUCCAUGACUACAAGGUAACCCAAGCCACAGUUUUUAAUUUGAACAAGAAAAGGAAGUUGGAAAAUGAUCAGUUAUGCGUUCCCCAAUCAAAGUAUAAGUUUGGGUGCAAAAGGUCUGGUUGUGAAAAUGAACAACCAAUAGAAGAAGAAUCAGAUGGAAACGAGAUGAGGAAGGGAAAAAGAGUAGCAGAGCUUGAUGAGAAUGAGAACACGCUUGAACCCGAAUAUCCCUCACCGACGUUCACCUAUAUGCAAUCCUGCACAUCGUCAGGUAGCUGUAGCAGCAACAGUAUGAAGGAAACACUCCAUUACAGCAGAAUCAUUAAUAAGGAACCUAAUAAUGUCUAUAGAGAGGACCAAGAGAUUGUCACUGGAGUUGCAGAAUUCAAUCGUUCUAACGUUAUGGGUCGAUUGCAGUUCGGCAAAAAAGCUCAACUCUUAGAAGACCAGCUCGAACAAUUUGAAGAAUAUGCCAAGGAACUUGAUGACAUGAUAAUCUGCUCCAAAGGACCAUCGGAAACAGAUCAUUUCAUGCUAUCUUCUGGAAAAUGGUGCAUCAACCAAGAGGAACAAGAAGAGCCUAGGGGACCAACCAUUGAUCAAGAAUUUGAGCAGUAUUUUUCAACAUUACUGCUUUAAAAGGAAUAAAAUGUGUUCGAACCAUUUGUGUAAGAUGUACAUAUUGCUAAACAACAACUAUUUUGAUCAUGUAUUUUCAAUUUAAACCAGGUAAACGACAUGAUUCAAUAUAAAAAUUUGGUGUCAAUAGCC
This is a messenger RNA of Telopea speciosissima, 873 nucleotides long. Its product is annotated as protein FAR-RED ELONGATED HYPOCOTYL 1-like. Lineage: Eukaryota; Viridiplantae; Streptophyta; Magnoliopsida; Proteales; Proteaceae. Gene Ontology annotation, biological process: response to red or far red light. Bases 55 to 741 code for a protein of 228 amino acids. The transcript is spliced from 3 exons. The record is from RefSeq and is a predicted model, not a curated record.